GCUUUUGAAUUUUCGUGAUUGAAACAGCGAACUUAGGGAUAAAAAAAUAAUAAAAAAAGAUUUGUGAGUGCAUAUGAGUCGUGAAAAGGAUUCUGCGAUAGUUUAUGAACUCGUGACAUCAAAAUAUAAAAUCGCUGAACGGAAUCGUCUCGCAAAGUAUCGAUUUCUUAACGAGAUGAAAGGUGAAACGAUUAAAAGACGUGACUCAGAGCCGACCAUAGCUCAAACUGAGAAAGCAGAAGUUGAUGCGAUUGACUUGUCGGUUCCUGGAACUCCCGUUUCAUCUCGUUAUAUUGCUUCGUUGAAAAAAAAUAAGCGUUACAAUCAUUUUGAAAGUGACAGUGAAACAGAAAAUGAGGACGAUGAUAAGCUUAACGAUAAUCCAUCGAAAUUUCAUUCCCAACUUGAAGAUGGCUUGAAGAAAUUCACCGCCGAUAUGGAGAAAUUGCAGAACGAUGUCGAGUCACAUGAUCCGUUGCAAAAAUAUUUCGAAGACAGCGACAAAAAGAAAACAUUUCGUCGUGACUUUUCUGAAGUUGUUCAAGAGUUUUCAACAAAGAAGAAAGAGCCGGAAAUAAGCUCAAAAAUCGAAGAAUACUUUCAAGAAUCAGAGCGAAUGAAAUCGUUCAAACGCGACUUCACUGAAGUUGUUCGCACGUUUGACCCAAAAAAUCCGAGUGGACGAGAACAAUUUACGGAUUUGAUGAAACCUGGAACUCCGAUAUCGUCUCGACUUGUGACUGUUGAAAAGCUUUCGAGUACCAUCGACAAUAAAUAUAAAAUUGAUAAUGAAAUCAUUGACAACCUCACUGAAAGUAACGAGAAAAAUGAAGCAAAACCAAGUCCAAACGAAUCGAAAAACAACAUCAAUGAUGUCAUGGCGAUUGAAAGAAAUGACGUCAAAGUUAUUGAAACUGAAGUUACAUUGAAAAUCAUUGAGGACGAUGAUAAAAUUAAAAUUCAACCGGAAGUUUCAGCCACUCAAGAUGACGAAAUGGGGAAACGUGAUGCGUCAUCAGACGAGAAAGUAAAGAAAGAUGUUCCAAAGCUGAAGAGAAGUGAUAGUACAUCUAGUAACAUUUCCAUACCCGGUACGCCCAUCAGUUCACGAGCAUUGUCUUCAUCAAAUCCACAAAACGGAGACUCUGAUGACAGCGGUUCGGAAGGAACUUAUGAAGACAAUGAAAUUGCUGAACGGGCGAAAGAAUUCGUACAUGAAAUCGAAAACCUGGUUCAAAAGUCUUUCGAAGAUGACGAUGACAGACAGGAAAUUGUGCUUGGAGAACUAAAAAAACUAACAAACGAAAUUGGGUUCGAGAAACUGUCGUCAUCAGAAAAUGAGAGUGAAAAGAAAUUAAUUAUUCAUGAAGAACAAAAUGAUAAUUUUAAUCCAAAUGGAUUAGAAAACAAAGUAGAAGAUUAUUUCGAAAGGUCACAACGGGACAACACGUACUCGAGAACAUUCUCCGAAGUAGAAAAUUUUAAUGAAGUUUCCGAAGAUGUAAAGAAGAAGGUUGAUGAUUAUUUUAAGCAAUCAGAAGUAAAGAAAAGCUUUACACGACCAUUUUCACUAGCGGUGAAUUAUGUUGAGCCUAAAAUUGAUAUUGACGAAUUGUUAAAACCUGGCACCCCAAUUUCUUCUAAAGACUUGAUGAGUUUGAAGAAGGAAAACAAUCAACAAACAUCAAUUGAAGAAAAAGAAGAAAUUGAUCCAGAAAUUUUAAAGGGAGAAGAAGUUUUCAAGAAAGCCAAAGAUGCUUUGCACGAGUCACAAACAUUCACUGUCGACGAUUAUUUUAAACAGUCUCAAGAUCGUAAAACUUAUAGGCGAGAUUUUUCAGAAGUUUUAAGUGAACUUCACCCUGCGAAACCAACAAGCAGCAAGCCAGAAAUCGAAGAAUAUUUUGAGAAAUCUGAAACGCAUAAAACUUUUCAGCGAACUUUCUCGGAAGCGCAUCAAACUGUUCCGCCAAGCAUCGAUGAAAUUUUGACUAUAGGUGAGAAGAAGAAGGAAGCUCCAUUGCAUUACCAGCGUUCAUCACGUGCCAGUAGCAUCUCAUCCAAUUGCAGCGAACAAUCAGAAGGAGAUAAUUCGCGAAAGUCGAAAAAACACGGUAAAAAAUAUGGAAUUGACAAAUAUUUUGCAGCAUCACUCUACCGCAACGCUUAUCACAGAUCAAACUCAAGACGCGAGUCAAAGGAUGACGAAUACGAUGAACUGAGAAUUAUGGAAGAUGAAGAUGUCUUGGGCGACUCGGAUCUCUUACGUCAAAGAGAGUUCCAACAUGAUGACGAAACCCGCGUGACACAAGAAUCAAAUGACGUUAACGAGAAUCAAAGCGUUCAUUUCUGGCGAGAAUUUCUUAAACCAUACAAUCUUAACUUACAAACAGAUAUUAAAUUAACGAAAGAAGAGUUGCUUAAUAAUCGAACUUUAGAAUAG
Molecule: messenger RNA, 2443 nt
Organism: Clunio marinus
Lineage: Eukaryota; Metazoa; Arthropoda; Insecta; Diptera; Chironomidae
Source: the annotation of a GenBank genome assembly